This is a messenger RNA of Ectocarpus siliculosus, 972 nucleotides long. The record is from the annotation of a GenBank genome assembly. Lineage: Eukaryota; Phaeophyceae; Ectocarpales; Ectocarpaceae.
AUGGGCAGCCCGUACAUGGACAUGCCGUACCUUACACACCACGGCACCACCUUCGGUGGAGGCAGCAUGACCGGCGCUCACGUGGGAAGCCCCGUUGGGCAGCACCCUCAUGCCUUGGACUUCGCCAGAGGCCAGCACUUCCCCCCCCCCCCUCCCGGAAGCUUCGUUGUUGGCGGCAUGGGCCAGUACGGUGGCGCGGGCGGGCAGGGAGGCGUAUUCGGCGGCAGCGUCGCUGGCGGCAUGGGGUUCGCAGCUGGAGGAGGGGGUUUCCACCACCCCGGUUUUGGGCCGGGAUAUGGGAGUUUCUCCAACGGCGGCGGUCACGCAGAGAUGCCCGUGUUCGGCGGGCCGGGUGUCCCAGGACCGGGACACCUUCCAUAUGGAUGGUCCCAUGCUGGCGGCAAUGCGCCAGCACUGACUUGGCAGACCGGCGUCGCGGGGUCACCCUCCUUACCGGUACCCAAGGCCGAGCCCGGCCACGAGCAGGCACUUGCCCCCGUCCUGCCGCACACGCCCGCGGCAAAGUCCACCCACGCGCCGACCACCGUAGAAGUACCUAAGGCCGAGCCCGGUAAAGAGCAGGCACCCGCCCCCGUCCUGCCGCACACGCCCGCGGCAGAGUCCAUCCAUGCGCCGACAGGAGACACUAAUCCUCCCGCAGAGACCCCCGCGAUAUCGGCGCAGGUGCAGCUGUGUAGGCAGCUUACAGGUGUGGCUAGCCCGACGGUCGGGCGCAUGCGCAAGACCCUGGGCGAGUUCGCCAACCUGCACGAUAUGAUCGGGAGAAAACGACAAUGGCAAAGGUUUCUCAGGGAUGUGGUGGCGGCCGAUGGCUGGUCGAAGACCAGCGAGAACAGCGACCGUGGAGGGGAGAACGUGCAUAAGCCGACAUCACGACCCAACCUCAACUUCAGAAUGCCAACGCGAAUAAUACGCGCCGAGGUCGCAAGCAAAUGGUAUGAGGAGCAUUGA